AUGGCGCGACCGAACCAGGUUCCGAUGAACAUGAGUAAGGUCAAGGAAAAGUUGCAACGAUAUCAGCAGCUGAAGGCUGCCAAUGUCGCCCACGACGACCCUGAGUUCGUGGACCUCCAGAAUUUCGUCAGGAAGUUCCAAGAGUUCCAGGAAUUCUCGAAGAACAAGGCUGCCAUGUCUCAGCAGCAGAUGAAUGGCGCUGGUGCAAAUGGCAUGCCCAAUGGCGCGCAUGGCCGCACUCCCUCUACCUCUUCCGCCGCUGGUCUCACUCAGCGAGCACCCACCGCCCCUGGUCAGCCCCAAACACCAGUUGCUGGUGCUAAGGCACCCACUGUUGGAAGUGGUCGCUUCACCCAGGAACAGAUCAGCAUAUUCAGAGACCAAGUCACGGCAUUCCGGACACUGGCUCGAAACCAGCCCUUGCCGGCCGAGCUCAUUGAGAAAAUCUUCGCCGACAAGAAACCGAAGGCUCUCACACCCGCACAGAAUGUUUCUUUAGCAGAGAAGGUUGUUGAAAAUGCCAAUAAGAAGACAGCUGGUCAGGCUGAGGAUACUACUGAAAGUGUCAUCCCGGGCAAGGAUUGGUAUGAUGUUGCUAAGCUUCCCGAUGUGCUGCACAAGCCCAUCACCUACGGAAGUCAGCCUUACCGUAUUUCAAAACGGUUCCCGGCCUUCGCUCCUGCCAUCGGCAUCGACAUGCAACAAAUCCGCGCCGACGGCGAACGCAUCUUGUACAACCGAAUCACUUCUCGGAUAAAUGAGCUUGAGCAGCUCUCGGCCAACGUCGGUGCUUGGGAUACCAGCAAGAGCGAUAUGCCCUCCGGCGAUGACUCGACGAAGCUGUCUAUUCUUCUGGAACUCCGAAAGCUGCGUCUGUGGCAGAAGCAGCAGCGCCUUCGCCAGCAACUCCGUAACGAGGAGCUCACCUACAGUGAUCUUCAGGCCCGACCUAACCACGCACACCACCGCCGCAUGAAGAGACCUUCUUUGCGUGAGGCACGAAUCACAGAGAAGCUUGAGAAGCAGCAGCGUGAUGCUCGAGAGACACGAGAGAAGAAGAAGCAGUGGGAUCAGUUGCAGGCGAUCAUCAACCAUGGCGCCGAACUUGCCAACGCCACGAUUCAAAGCCGCACUCGCUCUCAGAAGUUGGGUCGCAUGAUGCUUCAGCACCACCAGCAUAUGGAGCGCGAAGAACAGCGACGAGUGGAGCGUACUGCCAAGCAGCGUCUGCAGGCUCUGAAGGCCAACGACGAGGAGACUUACAUGAAGCUCCUGGGCCAGGCCAAGGAUUCUCGUAUCUCGCACUUGCUGAAACAGACCGAUAAGUUCUUGAAAGAGCUGGCUGCAUCUGUCAAGAGGCAACAACGUAACCAGGCAGAGCGAUACGGUGACGAUGAGGAUCUCGAAGAUGACGAUGAAGAACUCGCUGAUAGCGAGGAGGAUGAGGAAGAGCAGCAAUCUUCCGGCAAGAAGAAGGUCGACUAUUAUGCCGUUGCACAUCGUGUGAAGGAAGAGGUCACCGAGCAGCCUAGCAUCCUCGUUGGUGGUACGCUGAAGGAAUACCAGUUGAAGGGUUUGCAGUGGAUGAUUUCACUGUACAACAACAACCUCAACGGUAUUUUGGCAGAUGAGAUGGGUCUUGGAAAGACCAUCCAAACCAUCAGUUUGAUCACGUACAUUAUAGAGAAGAAGCGGAACAACGGGCCGUUCUUGGUCAUCGUGCCUUUGAGUACAUUGACCAACUGGAACAUUGAGUUCGACAAGUGGGCGCCUUCGGUCAGCAAGGUCGUCUACAAGGGUCCUCCCAAUGCACGCAAGCAACAACAACAGCAGAUUCGCUGGGGCAACUUCCAGGUCCUUCUCACGACCUACGAGUAUAUUAUUAAGGAUCGACCUAUACUCAGCAAGGUGAAGUGGACGCAUAUGAUUAUCGAUGAAGGUCACCGUAUGAAGAACAGCAACUCCAAGCUGAGCAGUACUCUCUCACAGUACUACGUCAGUCGUUACCGCUUGAUUCUUACUGGUACUCCUUUGCAAAACAACCUGCCCGAGUUGUGGGCGCUUCUUAACUUCGUUCUGCCGAACAUCUUCAAGUCCGUGAAGUCUUUCGAUGAGUGGUUCAAUACGCCUUUCGCCAACACUGGCGGCCAAGACCGUAUGGACCUCAGUGAAGAAGAACAGUUGCUUGUUAUUCGUCGUCUUCACAAGGUUUUGCGCCCCUUCCUGCUUCGUCGUCUCAAGAAGGACGUCGAGAAGGAUUUGCCUGACAAGCAGGAGCGAACCAAGCUCUACAAACAGCUUGUCACUCACAACAAGAUGGCCGUCAGUGACGGCAAGGGUGGCAAGACCGGUAUGCGCGGUCUCAGCAACAUGCUGAUGCAGCUGCGGAAGCUUUGUAACCACCCCUUCGUGUUCGAGCCCGUGGAAGAUCAAAUGAACCCCACUCGCAUGAGCAAUGAUCUUUUGUGGCGAACUGCUGGAAAGUUCGAGUUGCUUGAUCGUAUUCUGCCCAAGUUCCGUGCCACCGGUCACAGAGUCUUGAUGUUCUUCCAGAUGACGCAGAUCAUGAAUAUCAUGGAAGAUUUCCUUCGCCUGCGUGGCCUCAAGUAUCUCCGUUUGGAUGGUUCCACCAAGUCUGAUGAUCGAUCUGACCUUCUGAAGCUCUUCAACGAGCCCGGCUCUGAGUACUUCUGUUUCUUGCUUUCCACCCGUGCUGGUGGUCUGGGUCUCAACCUUCAAACUGCAGAUACCGUCAUUAUUUACGAUUCCGAUUGGAACCCUCACCAGGAUUUGCAAGCUCAAGAUCGUGCCCAUCGUAUCGGUCAGAAAAAUGAGGUUCGCAUUUUGCGUUUGAUUAGUUCCAACUCCGUUGAGGAGAAGAUCCUGGAACGUGCACAGUUCAAGCUUGACAUGGACGGCAAGGUCAUUCAGGCCGGAAAGUUCGAUAACAAGUCCACCAAUGAGGAGCGAGACGCGCUGUUACGUACCCUUUUGGAUACCGCUGAAGCCGCAGAGCAAAUUGGCGACCAGGAUGAAAUGGACGAUGAUGACCUGAACGAAAUAAUGGCCCGAUCCGAGGAAGAGAUCGGUAUCUUCCAGGAGAUCGACAAGCAGCGCCAGCUGACCUCCGAAUAUGGCCCUGGGAAACGCUUCCCUCGACUGAUGUGCGAGGAGGAGCUGCCGGAUAUCUACAUGCAGGAGGACAAUCCUGUCACCGAGGAAGUUGAGGCCGAAGUCAUGGGCCGUGGGGCUCGUGAGCGCAAGGUUGCCCGGUACGACGAUGGCCUAUCCGAGAGACAAUUCCUGGAAGCUCUGGAUGAUAGCGAUGAUGACGCUCCUACCCUGGACGAGGUCAUCGAGCGCAAUGCACGUCGCGCUGCCGACAAGAUGAACCGAAAGGAGGCCCGGAAGAGUGGCAAGCAUGACAUCGAGGCUUCUCCUGAACUGUCUUUGGAUGAGGAGGAAACUCCCCAGCGCAAGAAGCGUCGUCGCGUCCCGGCUCCUACUAAGCGCAAGGCCGAGGAAGUCGCCGAGGAGACUCCUCAGCCCAAGCGCAAGCGCGGUCGCCAGCCCAAGAUUCCAGACACUCUCAGCAGUGCUGAUCGUGCCACCCUGAACCGAAUUGUCACCUCCGUUGUUCAAUCGCUGAAGGAGAUGGAGCAGGAGAUUCAGGGUGAAUCUUCCGACAGCGAGGAAGGCCCGCUCGUGCGUGCAAUUAUUGAUCCGUUCAUGAAGCCCCCGCCGCGUGCUCAUUAUCCCGACUACUAUAUGAUCAUCAAGAACCCUAUCGCAAUUGACACCAUUGAGAAAAAGAUCAAGCGUGAUGACUAUCAGAGUCUGAAAGAAUUCCGGGACGACAUCCACCUGCUCUGCCAAAAUGCCCGGACGUAUAACGAGGACGGCAGUCUCUUGUACCAGGACGCCAAUGAUAUUGAGGCCAAGUGUGUCUCCGAGUUGAAGAGGCUAACCGCGGAGCAUCCCCAGUUUGCCAACUUUGAUGAGCCUGGUUCCGUGAUGGGCGACGGCCAAUCGACAGGCGCAAAUACGCCAAUGACUGCAGGAACUCCCGGACCGAAGCUCAAACUCAAGUUCAACAACAACAACUUUGACAGUGCCUCUAUGAAUGGAACCGAUUUCGGUGAUGAGGAAUGA
This is a messenger RNA of Penicillium maclennaniae, 4152 nucleotides long. Its product is annotated as putative RSC complex subunit (Sth1). The record is from RefSeq and is a predicted model, not a curated record. Gene Ontology annotation, biological process: positive regulation of transcription by RNA polymerase II. Gene Ontology annotation, molecular function: histone binding; ATP-dependent chromatin remodeler activity; ATP binding. Gene Ontology annotation, cellular component: nucleus. Lineage: Eukaryota; Fungi; Ascomycota; Eurotiomycetes; Eurotiales; Aspergillaceae. The transcript is spliced from 5 exons. Bases 1 to 4152 code for a protein of 1383 amino acids.